Molecule: messenger RNA, 6755 nt
Organism: Felis catus (domestic cat)
Lineage: Eukaryota; Metazoa; Chordata; Mammalia; Carnivora; Felidae
Gene: TLR5
Product: toll like receptor 5
Exons: 5
Coding region: 3350-6022 (890 amino acids)
Biological process (GO): toll-like receptor signaling pathway; immune response; inflammatory response
Cellular component (GO): membrane
Molecular function (GO): transmembrane signaling receptor activity; protein binding
Source: RefSeq, a predicted model, not a curated record
GGGGGGGGGACCACCACCGGAAGAUAUUAAGGGCAAUCCGGCAAGAUUUUCCCUAACUUCCAGGAGUGCUGAAAAGGGAAACUCCUGAGGCCGCACCAUGCUGGGAAAUCCCCUGUCCCUCUCAGUGUUCCCCUUUGGUGGCUCCUAAAGGGAGUGCAUCUCUGGAGAGGUGCUCUUGGACUAACGAUGUCUGUGUCCUUAAGCAACAAGAACCAUCAGAGGGUGGCGUGUGAGGAACCGAUUACUCUGGAUCAGGCACCGGAGUGUCCCCCCUUGUGUGUGUGUAGACGGCCCCACUGGUGCUCAGAGAGGCUGGUCAUCCAUUCAACUGGGAACGAGGACUCGAAUUCAGCUGCAGACUUAGUCCUCAUUUUGAUCCCAUCCUCCCCCCCCCCAACCAAAACGGUGUGCGGGGCAAAACAGAUGCAGAGCUCAGAGCGAGCAGAGCAUUGGGGAGGGGGGUGGAUGAUGCCAGCUGCGGCCCUGACCCCGGGCCCUGCGCUCACCCCGCGGCCGCGUCCCGACCCGCCCUCGGCCGCCCCCUGCCGGUCGGCGGCAGAAGCGCCUGCCCUGGAACCGGGAAGGCCCUCGCACCUGUUUCCUCAGCUGCGCAGUGAGGGAACCCACGUGUCGUGUCCAGCCCCGGCCUCGGGACCCUCAGCUGAUCCCCGUUGGCAACCAUCUGGUGCUUCACCCGCCAGGGUCGAGAAGAGUUGGGGUGAGCGUAUUAACGUGGCCCCUUCCCAGAAGUGACUGGGCAGCACCUACCCAACCUUCAUCCCAGGAGACCAGGCAGCCUGAGCAGUGAGUGUGGACAGAUGGCAGGUCUCGGGGCCUUGCCACUCAGCUGUGAGGGUCACCUGGAGGCUUGUGGAGAGCCAGAGUGUCAGGUCCCCGGCCGCCUGCUGACCAGAUUGCAUUUUAGUGGCACCCGCAGGUGGUCCCGGAUGCCUCCGAGGGGCUGGGCCGUGUGCAGGAUACUCCAUUCUGAGUUUUUGGAAAAGAUCAAAAUGACGACUAAGUCUGCAGCUGGAUUCAAGUCCUAGCGCCCAGCUGGAGGGGUGCGCAACCCUGAGCACUUCCUCCGCCUGUAGGACCCCUCAUCCUAAAUCUGAGACCUAACGAUUCCUAGCCAGUGUCCCCUGACUCGGGCCUCAUUUAGCCAGCGAGCUGCUCCGAAGGUCAAACUCUGAUGGCGAACCUGGCCAUCUGCCAUAGAGCAGACAGUGCUGGUCCUCAACCCUGGGCGGAAGCCUUCGUCACCAAAUGACCAUGGCAAAGUCACGUGAAAAGGAACUUAGGUCCGGGGAGACACUCCCUCCCCACAGCGAUUUGAAGAAAAAUGUGCCGGAUCGUGAAAGUGUGGACUUUCCCUCUCCGGAGUCCCAAGGAAGAAAGCUCCCCAUCUGACUGGCCCAGACACUGGGCCUCUGAACCAGAGGCUGGGCCUAGACUUCUCAAGACCCCGCGGCUCUGAUGGCCCACGUGCCUUGAUUUGCAAAAUGGUCUCGAUCUUUUCUAGUUGAAAUUCUGCUCAGUAAGACACACACCUAAAGCUUCAAAUUCUUCUGCAAAGAAAACUGCCAUAUGGCAUAGAAAAACAUGUGCAUCACAGUUUCUGUUUCUCCCCCUUAAUUAGCUUUUCUCCUUUAAGAAAACAAAAGCCCUUUAUCUUGACUCACCAAAUCAACACUGACCACCUUCGUCAUUGUGAUGAAUUUCCUAGAGUCUCAGGAACCGGAGCCCUGGACCAGCCGGGGAGUGGGGGUCUGUGCCCCCAGAAUAAGGAUGUGUUAGGAGCUCCCCGUGUUAGAACUAGGAGAACAGAGGUUGGACUGCAAAGCUUAAAGUAUUUGCCGUCAGGCCCUUCGCGCUCUGAGCCGUGUCCCGGGAUACGGAGCGUGCCGGGCUGUCUGUGAAGCCGCGGGGUGGAAGGAGCGGAUUUUGGAAGGAAAUACUUUGUUGGCCUGCAGAAGAGAGUCAGGGUCUGAGGUCACUUUGAGACGGUUUCGGCCUCCAGGGACGCCCGGCGGGUCAUCGUCCCUGGAGCUGAGCAGCUCCGCCUGUGCAGGACCAGGUGCGUGUGGCCUCCCUGCUUCCCGGGGCGCGUUGUGGCCCGGACACCUGCACGCUCACAGGAUGCUCCCGCAGAGACAGCUUCCCCAUCGGGAGCCACUGUUCCGCACAGGAAGUCUCACCCAGGGUGAUGGUUUCUGCCUCAGCAGAGACCAGGUUCCCCAAACAGAUCAGUGUUGUUCCCUUGUUGGCAGUGAUACUCGUUCAACUUCGCAUUUCUUCUUCUCAGCAGCAGGCAUCCUUCCAUCCUCGCUGGGCUGAUGGAGAAUAUGGCCUCGUAAGGGAGGGAGACGGCAGAUAAGUCAGCCAGUGUUUGCGCCAGAUAAUUAAGGGCUUGUGAGAGUUGCCUUGCAAGGAAUAAACAAGGUGUGUUUGAGCGAGUUGGGGGCAGGGGAGUUACCGCAAAUAGUGAGUGUGGGGGAGGCUCUCUGAGGAAGUGUCCAUGUGAGGAGCAGAGAGAAAAGCGUUCCUGCACAGGGCGCAGCAUGUGCCAAGGCCCUGAGGUUGGAAAGAGCUUGGAGAGGCAGCCGGGAGCGCCGUGCUGGCACUCCCGGUCACCCGGGACUGGUGCUGACUGCUCCUCCCCCCGCACAUAUGGGCCUGUCCUUUUCCCUCCUGCCUUCAGGUCUCUGCGUCGGCACGAUGUCAACAGAGAGGGCUUUCCUGACCACUGUCCAGCCUCGGGUUUCCAUGGAAACCAGCCCCCACAUGGAGCAAAACACCAGCAGAGCCACGGACUAAGGCUUACGGCAGUGAGAGCCCAUUGAAUGGGCUGCAGGCACCAGACGCGGGGGCUCCGAGGGCCGAUCCCCCCGCGUUUCCUCCGACCCCACAGCCCCGCACUGGGAACACCAGACCAGAUGCGGCUGUGCCGCCGAGCAUCCACACAGCCCUGCGGGCUGGCUGGCAGGGGCGCCUGGUUCGUCCGCAUUAGACCCAUCCUGUGAUGCUUUAUGGACAGUGGCAUAAAGUACCCCUGCUUGUGCGCUGAGGCGGCCCGGCUGUGGACGGAGGACCGAGGAGCCAGCUGGCUGGGAACGGGCCCAGGGGACGUGCAGACGUGUCUUCACCUGCAGCUUUCUCCCACUGCCUGCGCAGACCUUGAGUAAGCGACUGCGUGAACUAAUGAACCGUUACUGCAAAGACUGAAUGUUUCUGAAGGACUUGGACUAGUGCUUACCUUGUAGGCCCACCCCCCACAGCCGCACCCACAAAGGGUCUCGGCAGCAGGCAGGUCGUGCGGGAGCCCCCAUGUCCCAGGGGCCCGCGUGCCAUGCCUGGAGCUCGGUCGGCUGUGUCUUCAUUUUCCCGUCUUCUCCGCGGGAUCAUGGGAGACCCCCUUGACCUUGUCUUCGGAGUAGUGCUCGUGGCCAGUCCUGUGCUGGCGAUUUCUUCCUGCUCCUCGGACGGUCGGCUAGCCUUGUACCGAUUCUGCAACCUCACCCAGGUGCCCUGGGUGCCUGGCACCACGGAGAUCCUCUUGCUAAGCUUCAACUACAUCGAGACUGUCACUGCCUCCUCAUUUCCCCUCCUGGAGCAGCUGGGGCUGCUGGAGCUCGGGACUCAGUAUACCCCCUUGCGUAUUGACAGAGAGGCCUUCCGAAACCUGCCCAAUCUUAGAGUCUUGGACCUGGGCGGGAGCCACAUGCAUUUCCUGCAUCUCGACGCUUUCCAGGGGCUGCCCCACCUCCUUGAACUUCGACUCUUCUUCUGUGCUCUCUCCGAUGCCGUAUUAAGAGACGGUUAUUUCCGAAAUCUGGAGUCUUUGACUCGCCUGGACCUGUCCAAAAAUCAGAUUCGUAGCCUUCACCUUCAUCCUUCAUUCCGGGAGUUGAAUUCCUUGAAGUCUAUCGAUUUUUCCCUCAACCAGAUACCCAUCGUAUGUGAACAGGAGCUCAAGCCCCUCCAAGGGAAGACGCUCUCCUUCUUAAGCCUCGCCACCAAUGGCUUGUACAACAGGGUCCCCAUGGACUGGGCCAAGUGUAUGAACCCAUUCAGAGACAUGGUGCUGGAAACCCUGGAUGUUUCUCACAACGGCUGGACCGCGGAUGUCACGGGGAACUUCAGCAGGGCCAUCAAUGGGAGCCAGACCUCCUCUCUGGUUCUCACCUACCAUAUCAUGGGGGCUGGGUUUGGCUUCCGUAACAUCCGGGAUCCUGACCGGAGCACAUUUGCCGGCCUGGCCAGGAGCUCAGUGGUACGUCUGGAUCUUUCACACGGCUUUAUCUUCUCUCUGAACUUUCGGCUCUUUGAGUCUCUCAGGCACUUGAAGGUCCUGAACCUCGCCCACAACAAGAUAAACAAGAUUGCAGGGGAAGCGUUUUACGGACUCGACAGCCUGCAGGUUCUCAACAUGUCGCACAACCUUCUGGGCGAGCUUUAUAAUUCUGAUUUCCGUGGACUGCCUGAGGUAGCCUAUAUUGACCUUCAAAACAACCACAUUGGGAUCAUUCAGGACCAGACAUUCAAAUCCCUGAAAACAUUACAGACCUUGGAUCUCCGCGAUAACGCCCUUAAAACCAUUUCUUUCAUCCCGAGCAUCCCUACUAUCUUCUUGGGCAGCAAUAAACUGGUGACCUUGCCGAACGUAAGGCUUACGGCCAACUUCAUCCACUUGUCAGAGAACAGGCUAGAAGAUCUGGACAGUCUCUACUUCCUUCUCCGGGUCCCUCACCUCCAGAUCCUCAUUCUGAAUCAAAACCGCCUUUCUUCUUGCAACCCAGCUCAUGCCCCAGCGGGGAGCCUCAGCCUGGAGAAGCUUUUCCUUGGAGGAAAUAUGUUGCAGCUGGCCUGGGAAACCGGCUUCUGCUGGGAUGUUUUUAAGGGGCUCUCCCAGCUCCAGGUCCUGUAUCUAAAUAACAACUACCUGAAUUUCCUCCCGCCAGGAGUAUUUAGCGACCUGACCGCACUGAGGGGUCUCAGCCUCAGCUCCAACAGGCUGACCGUUCUUUCUCCCGGCGACUUGCCUGCGAAUUUGGAAGUCCUGGACGUGUCCAGAAACCAGCUCCUGUCCCCUGACCCCGAUCUGUUUGCGGGCCUCAGUGCCGUGGACAUAACGUACAACAAGUUCAUCUGUGAGUGCGAACUCCGUCCCUUCAUCCGCUGGCUCAACCAGACCAACGUCACUGUGCUUGGGUCUCAUGCAGACAUCCUCUGCAUGUACCCCGCCUCGCUUGCUGGGACCUCCCUCUCCUCUGUGUCCAUGGAGGGUUGUGACGAAGAGGAAGUCUUAAAGUCCCUGAAGUUGUCCCUUUUCAUUUUAUCCAGUGUUACCGUGACUCUGUUCCUCACGGCUGUCCUCACGGUCGCCAAGUUCCGGGGGCUUUGUUUCUUCUGCUACAAGGCAGCCUGCAGACUGCUGUCCACGGAUCACGCCAAGGGCAGCGGGUCUGACGUGUACAAAUACGACGCGUAUCUGUGCUUCAGCAACAAGGACUUUGAGUGGGUGCAAAACGCUUUGCUCAAGCACCUAGAUGCUCAGUACAGCGACCAAAACAGAUUCAACCUGUGCUUCGAGGAGAGAGACUUUGUCCCGGGGCAAGACCACAUCGCCAACAUCCAGGACGCCGUGUGGGGCAGCAGGAAGGUGGUCUGUCUCGUGAGCAGGCACUUCCUCCGAGACGGCUGGUGCCUCGAAGCCUUCAGUUACGCCCAGAGCCGCUGUGUGUCUGACCUCGACGGUGCCCUCAUCCUGGUGGUCGUGGGCUCCCUGUCCCAGUACCAGCUGAUGAAGCAUCAGUCUCUCAGGGGAUUCGUGCAGAAGCGACAGUAUUUGAGGUGGCCUGAAGACCUCCAGGAUGUCGACUGGUUUCUUAAUAAACUCUCUCAGCACCUUCUAAAGAAAGAAAAGGGAACGAAGAGAGACGGCGACAUUCAGCUGCAAACCAUAGCGAGCGUCUCCUCAUCCACUAAUCCCAAGCCACAGACAGCUCUGCAUCUGUGCUAAGCUACCGUUUGGGGUCCUUUCUCGUAGCUUGUCUUUCCUACUAGGAACACGAUGGGCUGUUGGUUUUCGUACCAACACGAUGCCCGGUCUCCCUGACCCCACCAUGGAGGGGAGUACUGUUUUCUCCCAUUGUGCCGACCACAGGGCGUGCCCCGGUCAUGGGAUGGGCACCGGGAGACCCUUCCCCAGCGCUCAGGCCGUCCCUGCAGAACAACACUAAAUGAGCACACGGACAAAGAGGCGGGUUUCCUCCCCCUCGUGGGAACAGUGCCGUUGCUGGGUACGGGUCACGCCUCAUCUCCGGGUAGGGGUGACCCCGAGGAGGCCGGGACGAGAAUCGCUAGAUGUCUCGGGGCCAUGCCACACUUCCUGUUCUGACCCUCGAGGUCUCACCCCUGUGGGCCGAGAACGUUCUUUCUCAGCCUUAUUUCCUCCAACUCAUCAGCCGUUCGGCGGCUGCAGGGAGAACAAGGCCCACAUCCUGGUCUGAGUCCUGAUUCUGCUCCCGUGGGCUGUGUGACCCAGAGUGCCUGAUGUGCCCUCUCUGGGCCUGGUGUCUCGUCUGUGGGCAUGCUCGUAUCUACCAAGGAUGUCAGGCUUCUCAAACCUUUCCUUGGUCACCCUGUCGGCCACAGGGACGCACACUCGGGGGCACCUUUGCUGGCAGUCGAGACUUCCUUGAGAUUGUAUUUUUUUACCUCAAAAGAAGUCUAUAUACAUUUUGCAUUCUGUC